Leptosia nina is the source of this 1002-nucleotide messenger RNA. The record is from the annotation of a GenBank genome assembly. Lineage: Eukaryota; Metazoa; Arthropoda; Insecta; Lepidoptera; Pieridae.
AUGAGCCAAUGGUUGCUCAUCUUUGCCAUCGUAUUCAUCAAUGUCAGAGAUAUAUCUGGCAGCUGGGAAGAAUGGUGGACAUACGAUGGCAUAUCAGGUCCAGGUUUUUGGGGUCUGAUUAAUCCCCAAUGGAGCAUGUGCAAUAAGGGAAGACGGCAGAGUCCCAUCAACAUAGAACCAGACAAAUUGCUUUUCGAUCCUUGGUUAAGAGAUGUACAGUUUGACAAACAUAAAGUAAGCGGUGUCCUACAAAACACAGGGCAAUCUCUUGUAUUUCGGGUGGAGAAGGACUCCAAACACCAGGUCAAUAUAAGCGGAGGUCCCCUCUCUUAUCGAUAUCAGUUCGAGGAGAUAUACUUCCACUAUGGACUGGAGGAUAAUAGGGGAUCUGAACACCAGAUUGACCAUCACACAUUUCCUGGGGAGAUUCAAUUGUAUGGGUUCAAUAAAGAACUGUAUCAUAAUAUGUCUGAAGCUCAACACAAGUCACAAGGAGUUGUAGGAAUUUCAUUAAUGGUUCAGAUUGGGGAGCCAACUAAUAAGGAAUUAAGGCUUAUUACAAGUGCUUUUAAUAAAGUUAUGUUUAGAGGUAGUUCAUAUCCAAUAAAGCAUUUACCUCUCAGUUCACUAUUGCCAAAUACACAGCAAUAUCUCACAUACGAAGGGUCCACCACACAUCCUGGAUGCUGGGAGACAGCUGUGUGGAUUAUAUUCAAUAAACCAAUUUAUAUAUCAAAGCAAGAGAUGUACGCAAUACGUCGUCUGAUGCAAGGAUCCCAGUUGACUCCUAAAGCGCCACUUGGAAACAACGCACGCCCCGUUCAACCCCUGCACCAUAGGACUGUCAGAACGAACAUCAACUUCAACAAGCAGGGACUACCGACUUCAAGCAACUGCCCAGAUAUGUACCGGAAUAUGCACUAUACAGCAACACAAUGGCCACGCGAACACAACAUGCGCUACAGAAGCACCGAAGACUUAGCAAUGCUGUCCCCCAAUUAA